Mytilus californianus (California mussel) is the source of this 923-nucleotide messenger RNA. RefSeq lists its product as uncharacterized. Gene Ontology annotation, cellular component: plasma membrane. The transcript is spliced from 3 exons. Gene Ontology annotation, molecular function: urea transmembrane transporter activity. Bases 1 to 873 code for a protein of 290 amino acids. NCBI's taxonomy places the organism in Eukaryota, Metazoa, Mollusca, Bivalvia, Mytilida, Mytilidae. Gene Ontology annotation, biological process: urea transmembrane transport. The record is from RefSeq and is a predicted model, not a curated record.
AUGCCGGAUAUGCUUUCUCAGUAUCGGCGAUAUGAAGACGAACUAUUACACUACAAAAGCUGGUGCAUGAUAUGGAUAACAAUUGGUAUAGUGCCAUAUGGACUCAUCAUUCUUAACAGUGGUGUAAAUUUAAACUGGGUUAUGUUCACACUGCAGGGAGUUCUUAACGCAUUUCCCUUUCCACUUCUAAUGACUGUUGUAUGGUCAAAGUGUACCGCAAAAGCUGUAAUUACAGGUAGUAUAAUGGGAGCAUUUGCAUAUUUCGCUGGAGUACUAAUUGUAGCCGAAUUAGUGUAUGAAGGAGGUUUAGGUAACUUUCUAACCAAUACUUCCGCAGAUUACAGCAUAUUAGGGGGAAUAACUUCCGCUGUAAUCAUGAGUGUCAGCUGCACAAUAAUCAUAUCGCUCUGUUCACAUAAUAUCAAGACAAAACAAGAUGCAGACAGAAUUUGGGAUAAAACUCUAUCAAUUGACAAUCCUUUAAAUCCUUGGAGAUACAUUUACGGAGAAGAACUUGCAAAUAUAAAUGUUUCAGAAAACACUAAGAUAAAUACAACCCAUAUGACCAAAAUUUUCAGAAACGCACGGAUACUGGCAGUAGUGGGUGGUUUGAUAAGUUUUGUUAUAUUUGGAGUAGUCAUUCCUGCCAACGUUUUAUCAUUAGAAAUAUUGACCUUUGAUCAGUUUUCAUCAUGGACGUUUGCCUGCCAGACAUGGGUAAUGAUUGCUGCUGCGUUUGCUAUAGUAGUGCCUCCUGUCGAGGAAAUAGUGCAGAUUGUAAGGUUCUAUAUCAGGAACAAGUCAAACGAGUUUCUUAAUAAGGAAGAAAAUACGCUAUCUGGAAGUAUGCAAAGCUUAGUAGAUAUAAACUAGAGAGUGUUACAUCGGAAAUUUAUUUGAGAGAUAAUGUAGUAUAAUAAAUA